Messenger RNA from Mercenaria mercenaria, 16224 nucleotides. Its product is annotated as F-box only protein 30-like. The record is from RefSeq and is a predicted model, not a curated record. Lineage: Eukaryota; Metazoa; Mollusca; Bivalvia; Venerida; Veneridae. The transcript is spliced from 3 exons. Bases 141 to 2036 code for a protein of 631 amino acids. Gene Ontology annotation, molecular function: protein binding; ubiquitin protein ligase activity; zinc ion binding.
GUCGCACCGGUCUGAAACUUCCGGUAAAAAGUAAACAAAGUCACUCUUAGUUUUUUAUUUAUUUUAGGCAAAUAGAAGCAAAAUACACAUAAAAUGAUAUAGAUAGCUUGCACGUGUGUUUAGUGUGUUUUCAAACCAAGAUGGCUGCCAGCCAUGAGCACUGUACUUCCUGCCACCGUAUGAACUGUAUGAUGAAACCAGAUGACAUCACAUCCUGUGCUCUUAUCUACUGCCAAGCAGGCUGUGGCUUUCGAUUCCAUAACUGUAAAAGUGAGGACCACAAGAAAAUAUGUCUGAAAGAGAAGGUUCCUUGCAUAAACUUCGUGAAUGGGUGUCCAAUUGAACUGACCAGGGAGAAAAUAUCUGGACAUUUACCAGUGUGUCCAGCAAGUGUGGUGCUGUGCCCUCGAGAGUGGAAUCGCUGGCCAAUGCAUUCUCAGGACAAAGGUUGGAAAGCCCCAAUGCCUUUCAAAAAUCCACAUGUUAAGUGUGGUCAGAUUGAUGUUGCAUUUGCUCUUAGAGAUCAAAGAAUGUUGAUGGAUUCAUUCAAAACACCUCGAAAGACUAGAAGAAUAUUGCGCAAUCCCCUGACACAGUGCUACCCAGCAGUGCCUAUUCAGUCCCACUCCAGUGUUCUUGACAGUCCCACUUCUGAAACUUCCCAGCUUUCAGACGAUGAAUCAGGAACUCCCUGGGACCUAACCCAGUCCCCACCUGGCUUGCAACAAACCAUAUUGAAUCAGUUGUCUUCAAACAGUACAAAUCAGCUUUAUGCAGCUUCAAAACAAACCACUGAAAGUUUGACUAAAGCCCUGGAUUAUGUGACAGGUAGACAAGGAUUGAAACGUUUAGCAGAAAUAGCAAAGAUGAAGGAAAUGUCAAGCAAUACUGAUCAAGACACAGAUCAGAUAAAUAAAAAACUUGAAGCAACGAAUAUACAUGAUUCUAAUAAUACUUCAAGCGACAUAUCAUACAUGCAAAAUGACAGUCCAUUGACUGCUAACAACAAUGAAGAGGAAGAUGAGCUUGAAGUUUUCUAUACAGAGAAAAAACUUUUUGAAAUCCUUGGUUUAGAUCUAACUAUGCAUUUUAUUUCAUCUUACCAGCCAAAGCCAUUAAAAAUGUUCACAUUUCUUUGUGGUCGCGAGUUCCGCAGAGAUGAAUAUCCAUGGCACGUUAAGAACUUUCAUUCAGAUAUUCAGUGUAAUCUAAAUAGCUGGUUCGAACAGCGUUGCCCAUUAUCCUAUCUUGGGUGCACUUUUGCUUUCCAAAGGUUUAAACCCAAAAACCCCACCGGAGUCAUUGUACACAGUCCAGUACUUCAGAGUUUUGGGUUAUGUGAAGAGGAACAGUUUGAAACGUCCAGAGAUCGAAGUGAAAAAAAUCUAACAGAGGAGGAAGAUAUUAGGACAACGACUGGUCGUAAACGUUUAAGGGAGGCUACCCCAGAGAUACUUACCUCGUACAAAUGUGAUUCAGUAGUUCGAGUGAUCCCGAGAUAUAAAUCGGAAUCACGAGAAGUGUCGCCAGUGAAGCUACAAAAAGAAUUUGAUGGACAUUUACAUUCGUUGACAGACUUACCAUUUGAAGUACUGCAAAAUAUAGCAAGGAAUUUAGACAGUUUUAGUAUCCAACAUUUGUCAAUGACAUGUAAACUUCUGCAGAGUGUGUGCUGCAGUCUGCUGGAUGAACGUGGAAUUGUCUCACUAGUCUGGGAGAAGAGAAGUCCCGCAGGAUCGGGGCCAUUGUGGAAUGUGACUUACAAGAAAUGGCAAUAUAGUGUUGGAUUUCAGCCUAUACGUCAGUGGCGUUUCCAUGACAACAGUUCUAGUGCAAUAGCAAAUCACUUGAAAAUUUGUGUCUUUAAUACUGAUAUAGAUAGAAAUAUUCACAGUGACUCUGUCAAAUUGGUCCAUGAUGUGAAGGAGAUAGAAGGUAUGAGUCGUCAGGAGCUUAUGCUGAAGAAAAGGGAAGCAAGAAAGUUAAGGGAAAUAAGACCAGGUCACAUUUUCAAUUCUGUGAUGCAGCAUAUUUAGGUGUGAGAUAUUAAAAAGUGUUACCAAGCUGUGGAAAAGAUUUUUAGUUUGACUGUUCCAAGAAUAUGUAGAGCUAUUGGACUCACCCAUGUGUUGCGUGUCGGCAUCUGCAUCAGGGUCCCAUUUUGGUUAAGUUUUGUAUGUAAGCUGGUAUCUCAUAUCCACAAUUUUGAAUGGAUUGAAACUUCACACACUACUUGUGCACUGUGAUUAUUUGACUUACAUUGCAGAGGUUCCAUAACUCUGUUUUAAAUUUUUACAAAGUAUUGUCCCUUUCUUGGUUUAGCAAUUGUUUGGUUAAGUUUUGUGUGUAGCCAGUAUCUCAGCAUCCACUAUUGGGAAUGGAUUGAAACUUUUCACAUUUGUUCACUGUGCCAUAACUCUAUUUUGCAUUUAACAAAGUUAUGUCCCUUUUCAACUUUGUAAUUUUUGGUUACGUUUUUGUUUGUUAACUGGUAUCUUGAUAACCACUUGUGGGAAUGGUCUGAUACUUAACACACUCAUUCAUUGUGGUGAUAUGACAUGCAAUUCUUAGGUCCCAUAACAUUGGUUUUUUUUUUACACAAAGUAAUGCCCUGUUUUUAACUUCACAAUUUUUCUAGUGUAAUCUUUUAUCUCAUUAAGCAUCGUAAAAAGGGACAUUUCUAAGACUAUAAAUUGUUGCCCAUUUUUGUAACUGAAACUGAAACUUGUUUAUGUCUAUGUUUUUAUUAUUUUGAUUUUUUAGCUCACCUGUCACAAAGUGACAAGGUGAGCUUUUGUGAUCGCGCGGUGUCCGUCGUCCGUCCGUCCGUAAACUUUUGCUUGUGACCACUCUAGAGGUCACAUUUUUCAUGGGAUCUUUAUGAAAGUUGGUCAGAAUGUUCAUCUUGAUGAUAUCUAGGUCAAGUUCGAAACUGGGUCACGUGCCGUCAAAAACUAGGUCAGUAGGUCUAAAAAUAGAAAAACCUUGUGACCUCUCUAGAGGCCAUAUAUUUCACAAGAUCUUCAUGAAAAUUGGUCAGAAUGUUCACCUUGAUGAUAUCUAGGUCAAGUUCGAAACUGGGUCACGUGGGGUCAAAAACUAGGUCAGUAGGUCUAAAAAUAGAAAAACCUUGUGACCUCUCUAGAGGCCAUAUUUUUCAUGAGAUCUUCAUGAAUAUUGGUCAGAAUGUUUAUCUUGAUGAUAUCUAGGUUAAGUUUGAAACUGGGUCACGUAGGGUCAAAAACUAGGUCAUUAGGUCUAAAAAUAGAAAAACCUUGUGACCUCUCUAGAGGCCAUAUUUCUCAAUGCAUCUUCAUGAUAAUUGGUCAGAAUGUUCAUCUUGAUGACAUCUAGGUCAAGUUCGAAACUGGGUCACGUGGGGUUAAAAACUAGGUCAGUAGAUCUAAAAAUAGAAAAACCUUGUGACCUCUCUAGAGGCCAUAUUUUUCAUGAGAUCUUCAUGAAAAUUGGUCAGAAUGUUCACCUUGAUGAUAUCUAGGUCAAGUUUGAAACUGGGUCAUGUGCGGUCAAAAACUAGGUCAGUAGGUCUAAAAAUAGGAAAACCUUGUGACCUCUCUAGAGGCGAUAUUUUUCAAUGGAUCUUCAUGAAAAUUGGUCAGAAUGUUUACCUUGAAGAUAUCUAGGUCAAGUUCGAAACUGGGUCACGUGGGGUUAAAAACUAGGUCAGUAGAUCUAAAAAUAGAAAAACCUUGUGACCUCUCUAGAGGCCAUAUUUUUCAUGAGAUCUUCAUGAAUAUUGGUCAGAAUGUUCAUCUUGAUGAUAUCUAAUUCAGAUUCGAAACUGGGUCACGUGGGGUCAAAAACUAGGUCAGUAGGUCUAAAAAUAGAAAAAACCUUGUGACCUCUCUAGAGGCCAUAUUUCUCAAUGGAUCUUCAUGAAAAUUGGUGAGAAUGUUCAGCUUGAUGAUAUCUAGGUCAGGUUCGUAUCUGGGUCAUGUGCGGUCAAAAACUAGGACAGUAGGUCGAAAAAUAGAAAAACCUUGUGACCUGUCUAGAGGCCAUAUUUUUCACGAGAUCUUCAUGAAAAUUGGUGAGAAUGUUCACCUUGAUGAUAUCUAGGUCAAGUUUAAAAGUGGGUCACGUGCCUUCAAAAACUAGGUCAUUAGGUCAAAUAAUAGAAAAACCUUGUGACCUCUCUAGAGGCCAUAUUUUUCAAUGAAUCUUCAUGAAAAUUGGUCAGAAUUUUUUAUCUUGAUGAUAUCUAGGUCACAUGUGCUCAAAAACUAGGUCACUAUGUCAAAUAAUAGAAAUAACGAUGUCAUACUCAGUUGAACACUGGGUCAUGUGGAGAUAGGUGAGCGAUUCAGGACCAUCAUGGUCCUCUUGUUUUAAUAACUGCUUUAGAAUAGACAAAUGUUACUGUGAAAUUCAUGUACAGUGUAUAACCCUUUACACUGAACUUGAUAUUUAAAUUAUAUGGGCACUUGUGUUCUCUUCUAGACCAGAAAAUGGCAGAGGAGAAUCAGCAGUAACAAUAAAUAAUGCCAGGUUGUUGCAUUGUCAUUUCUGUAGCUUAUUUAGCAUUUAGAUUAUAAAAACCUGUCUGUCACAGGUUUUUUUCAACAUUUUAACUGACUGUUCGUCUGGACAUUUUUUUCCCUAUCAUAUAAAAGAACAGAUCCAGUUUGUAUAUAAAAAAUCUAGAAAUGAUGUUUCUGACACCAGUCUGUUUUUCUAUUGGUAAGCUGACUACAUGUACCAGUCUAUCUGCUGUUAUUUGAGAAAAACAACUCCAUUUAGGUCUCACUUGUUAAUUAAUUUCUCCCACAUUAGCUAUUUCCAUAUCAUUUAAGUAACUGUUGUCACAGUAACAAUUUUCUUAUUGAUUGAUUAUUCACUGAUGGUAUUAAACUCUGUAUACAGGGAUUGUCUACCUUGAUAGGGUAAGUAAGACUUAAAAGUACACAAUAUUGGAUAGAUGUUGAUGUCAGUGGGAGUACAGUGAUUUUAGAUGAUGAUAAAUAUGUGCAAGUCCUGUAAAAUCAGAAAUCUUAAAGAGAGAUUUAUUUUCGUCUUACUAGCUUUAGAACUGAAAGUAUCCGCCAAAAUAAAUACUUGCUAAAGUGUUGUUGUUGUUGUAAGAAGUCCACAUUAUUUUACAGGGGCUUCCAUGGCCAAGCGGUUAAAGUCGCUGACUUUUGAUUUCUUGCUCCUCACCGCUGUGGGUUUGAAAUCUUGCUUUGGGUGUGGAGUUCUUUUUAUCUGGGGACUUCAUUCAGCUGGCUUACAGAAGGUCAGUGGUUCUACCUAGUUGCCCCCCCCCACCACCCACCCACCAAUCCCCCCUUCACCUCCCAUGCCUGAAAUAAUGCUUUGGGGCACCUGGGGUCUUCCUUUACUACAAAAAUUUGAACAGUUGCCAUAUACAGUAUUUGCAUAAGCAUGAUGUUACACCCAGCAAAAACAGAUAUAACAGUAUACAUAUUUUUAAGCUCAUACACCAUAAAUUGUGUUUUUUGCACACUUAAUUUGAUAAUAAUUUAAAAGUCACAAACUUCUAACUUCAAAAAAAAUAUCUGAUUUCCGUAUAAAUGCUUGAAUCACCAUGAUUUAAAUGCUUGAAUCACCAUGAUAUUUACUAUAAUUUUGUUCUGUGGUCAAAUACAAACUCGUUUCAUUUACAUAGUGACAGUAUCAAGAUGUAUGCUUAGAUAAUUUGAGUUUCACUGUGUCACUGCCCACAUUUUUUGUCAUGUUUGCUUGUUUUGUUUUAUGCCAUGUAGUUCUUUGUAAAAAUACAGUGUUUUUCUAAGAUUUUGUCAGAAAAAUACAUUAUGCUACAGUAGUUUUUAUAGAUGAGGAAAUUUAGAAGUAGACAUGGAAUGGUUAUUGUACCAGUUACUGCAUAUUUUAAAAUAUGUACAUGUACUAUAGUUCUAGGUUUGUAAUAGAUGCAAUCCAUAAUACUCAAGACUGUAUGAAAAUAUUGUAAUAUGAUUCAUCAUUCAAAUUAUUGCAUAUUAUGUUGUUAUAUUAUCAUUAUUUUAUGAAUCAAAAAUUGAUAUUCAGCAGCUUUACUGUCAUGUGAUAGACUAAUGAAGAAAUGUGAUUCUGAUAUGUCUUAUGUUUUUGUUAUUUAAGGUAGUUGUAUAUGUUUAUAUCAAAUAUUUGAUUAUUCUGAUAUUUCUUCCUGUUUUAUUAAAGUAGUUGUUCAUCUCCAUAUCAAAAAUGUUUGUGUCAUGUAGAGUACACUUUUGUAUGAUUUGAUUAAGAUUUUACAAUACUAUAGAAUAGACUGAGAAAAGUCAAGGAAUAUAAAAAGACAAAAUGAGCAGUAAUACAGUAAAAUUGCAAGGUUUUACUUCUAGUUGUACCUGGUAAUUCAGUAAAUACUUGUUCUUCUUUUAGCAAUAACUUAGGCUUUCCAACACACAUAAUUACUUUAAAAUCAUGAAUUAUAUAUACUGUUGAACAAUUAUUAAAGUGCCAUCCAAACUUUGCAAAUAUUACACACUUAAAUAUCUUUACAUAUGUUAUGGUAGCUUCCAAUUUUUCCCAAUUCUGAGACCAUUUUCCCAAUUUCACCUGUGUUUGUGGCGUUCCUAAAAUAAUGAAAAAAAUAAAGGCCUAAAACAUAUAGAUAUUAAACACUCUUGUUAGUGUUUUCUGUUUCAUCUUUAAUCUGAACAGUAUGGCUGUGAAAUACUUAAAUUGCAUAUCAAAUACUUAAUAAUAAAAAACAUUUUGUAAAAUAUUUUAUCAAGUCUAUUGUAACUGUAAACUCCUAACAUUUCAGUGACAGUUUUGCAUUUAAUGUAGAUUAGAUAAUAGUUGCAAUGAUUUUACUUUUGCCAACAUUCACGAAAGAUGCCACUAGAAAAUUAGAAUAAUAUUAUUUAUGAAUAAUAAUCAUUACCAACUUUUAGUAACAUCGAUCUAUUGGAAAAUCAAUAACUUUGCCUAUAUAAACAAAGAAGGAAAAAAACACUUAAACUUAAAUAGAAAAAGUUCUAUUUGGAAAUCAAAAAUUCGAUACCCCACAAAUUAAAGUUUAAUUUAUUCCGGAUAUUAUGAAUAUUUUUUUAAAAAAAUAUUUUAAUAUUUGGUUGGUCCUUUUUGACUUUAAAUAGACCCACCUCAGUUCAUAUAGACUCUGUAGGAAACGGGUAAAAAGAAACUGACUUUUUCAAAUAUAACAGAUAAAAUGAGAUAUUUUCCUCAAAAAAUAAAAAAUUCGAUACCCCUAAAAAUGUAGAAAAAUUAUUCAAUUUUCGUUAUGUGUAAUUUGUUUUAGAUUUUAUAAUGAUUUGUUUGGUCCUUUUUGCAUUUUAGUGUGUACAGUGAACAUUUCUUAAAAUAUUCCGGCUUUUUCCGCCGUCAUCCGUAAGUACUCGGAAGCUGUUACGGAAAAUAUUAUCGUCUGCUAGUCUGACUUUGUCGGUACAAAUUGUUAUAGCUCAAAGUCUAUAAAUUGUAGGCAACUUUACAUUGACAAAAAAAAAAAAAAAUGAAAUUGUAAACAAAUUGAUUGUUGAACUCAGAAACGCCGAAACUUAGAUCCGCUGUCGUUUAACAUAACGCUAGGGAGGAUUUAGCGUUCAAUUCGCAUUAAAUAUACAAAUGCUUUUAAUUUUCAUCGCUAAAUAUACUUAAAGCAACUAAUUCUCAUGUCUUUCCGUAAAAUAUUGUCUGUCAGUAACUGAGUUUCAAAGCAUUCUUAAGAAAUAUAACGACGAUUAAUUUAUUAAUUUCCAGUUACCUUUAUUAUUUUUUGCCGAAGGAUCUGGAGACAUUUUUAUUGCCGCGGCGGUCCGGGUCCGAUCUCGGACGCGGUAAUCAUUUUUUCUUCAUAUAGGAUUUUUUAAUAAGGUUUCUUUUUUCUUUUUUAAAUCAUUUUCUAUUAUUCAUAAUAUGACCAAACGUUAAUUUGAACGAUAGCCUUGAUGAACUGAUAAUUCUGCUUUUUUCCGAACCUCCUUUUUAUAUAUUAUUCUGUAUUCUUAAAUUAAUGUAUGUUUUUGGUACAUUUUUUAAUCAUUCGUUUUAAAAAAAUGCGAUAUCUAUUAUUUGAUUUAAUUGUAAAAGAUAUCUUAAAAUUACCCUUUGACUUUUAUUGUGUAUUACAAUAUUGCCUAGGGGUAAACAAUAUCCGGUCAGUGUUGUUUCAAGGCGGGUCAUAAAAGAUAUGCUACCCCACUUACUGUAAGUGAUAGGUAUUUUGACGGUUUUAUGGUUUUUGCGUUGUAAUAUAUGUCUUUCACUUUCUUCUGUCUUUAUAUAGUCUUUUCCCUCUCUUUUAUGAAAUUUGUUUUUACGAUGUUGACCCUUAUUUGAUAUUACUCGAAAUAAAAAACAAUUCAUACAGCCUUCUCUAAAUUUAUUAAACAUGUCACCAAUCUGUACCGACAAUAUAUUCAAAUAGAUAUAGGUACGUGAUAAUAAAACCUUGAAAUAUUGCUUACGAAUUACAUGUAUAUUCAUAUCAUUUCAAAUUAAUAAGUUUGGUUGUGUCGGCCACUCAAAUUUGGUAGCUAGCUCAUCGACCGGAAGGGACCAAGCGUGCCAAACAUUACAAGUGAAAUUGCCAAAAGGAUCCCGGUCGCCGAGUCACCUUUGAAAAUAUAACUAAUGCCAUCAAUUGCUACGCGUCGCAUUACCAAAGGAGUCCCACUGAUCGUGCAAUCAUAGACCCCAGCUUCCAAGUUGACCAUACCAUGAAUCGGUACCAACCUUGAAAGCAAAGGACCCAUAAUCACACUACCAGCUCGAUACCAGGUAUGCUGGUAGAACCUGUAAUGCGUUACUGGCAGCAAACACGUCGACUAGGCCUUACCAAAACUACAUGGGCCAGACCUAGUGACCCGAAGCAACAUUCAGGUCAACGACAGACUACAAACAAACCCGAAGCAACAUUCGAGUUUACCACUACUUAGUGACCGGAAGCAACAUUCGGGUCGACAACAAUAAGUAAACAAGUAACCGGAAGUAACAGUCCAGUUGACAACCAUUGAAAUAACCUGGUGACUCAGAGUAACAAUAACAGCUUACAUAAAGUAGUGACCUGCGAAAUAAGAUAGAAAAAUCCGAAUACGGACGGCCAUGUCUCCUCUUGAACGCAAAAUAGAAUGCCAUCGAGGAGAGAAGUCACGCCCAUAUUCCGAAGUAAGCGAAAUUUGAAAUUGUAAAUAACGAUAACUUGUUAAAUUUACUUCAUAGAAACUGCAACGCCUGGUCACCUUCCGGCCAAUAAGAAUUUUACCGCAAUAUACAACAUAUAAAUAGAGCGACAUAUAUGAAUGAAACCUUAAGAUAGACUGUCCGACUCUUUAUAUACAUACAUUUAUAUUAUUUAGGCAUAGAAUUACGUCUUCAUGAAGUAAAUACACUAAAUGUCCAGAAUUAUGCUGCUUAGUAUACAUGUAAUGUCAAAUAAUUGUCCCAUUAAGCUAGCACAAACUGUCACACGAUAUAAAUGCACAUAAAAUGUGUAAUAAGAACAAACAAAUACCCGAGCACUAUGAUCAUUAACUGACAAAUCACUUCCAAUAAAUCAGUGUCCACACUAAAUAAGUAUAUUACAAAUGACUGUUCACAUCAGCAUUAAUUCCAGGUACCGCUAAGGCGCCUGUUACCAUCUAUUUGAUAAAAUCACAGUCUUCAUAACAAUAUACUGUUUUCACAUCUGAAUUGCAUUCGUCUUAUGGCUCUGGGUACACAAGUUGGUGACACCGUCAGAAUUCAACAUUGAUACAACAGAAAUUUGUAAUGUGGUAUCCUGAAAAUAUAUACAACCAACAGCAAUUCCUGACCAAAAAUAGUUAUCACAUGGUAUAGUAUAGGUGAAACAAUCUUAGUAAUCAAAAAUAUGGUAGCUUUUGCGGGCUGAGGCGGGUAGGGAAAAGUUGUAAGUUCGAUGUUCUAUACAGGUAGACUACGACAUAAGUGAGAAAGGCUGCACGUGUUUUUUGCUUUUAUAAGCCGUUAUUAAGAUUGUUCUCAGCUCAGUAAUUAUGUGUAAUUCGUAUCAGUCAGAAAGUCGGGAACCAGUUAUAAGAAAAGACUGAGAGAUAACCAUGUGACCAUGGCAACGAGCAUAACAAGUAUUUCUUGAAUAAAUAAAUCAAAUUAUUUUUAAUUGAAAAUAAUUUAUCUUAUUUCAUGAAUCGUAUGACAGUAGAAUCAGUACAAAUUUAGAAUUCACAUCGUUGUUCCGUAAAUAUUUACUGAGUAAAGAUCCUGGCCCAAAUUUCACGAAAAAUAUUAAGUUAUUACUAAGUUAAGUCUGCUAUUCUAAAAUUGAGAUAUUGAUGAAGUUAUUGUUAUUUAAUGUUGUAGUAGUAUUUGUCAGCAGUACCUAUUCAAGUCAUGCAAAUAUAAUAUUUCUAUUUAGACACGAUAUAAGAAACUUAAUCCUUACCAUGCUAAAUUAUAAUAAUGACCUUGUCUAUCUUUCAAUUUGGACAGUACUAUUAUUUAUAAAAAGGGUGCAUACCAAAAACAUUACUGGCUGAAUGGCAGACAGUGCAGAUCAUGAUCAGUCUGCACGGAUGUGCAGGCUGAUCAUGAUUAACACUGAUUACAAAGGAAGAAACAGUCGUGUCCAGCAUGGUAAGGGUUAAGUAUUUCCUUUUAAAAGUAUAAGUCUUAUUUCUAUACUUCUUUUUCUUUAAAGCGACUGGCCUCCAGAUCGUUCGACAACAAAAAUACUUUUUUAAAUAUCUCGAAAAAAUUCUAUAUUUCUUAUGAAGGCUUCAAAACUUAAUUACUGACAAACUUUAUGUUAUGGAAAUACAUGAGAAUUUGUUGUUUUUACUACCUUUUACGAUGAAAAUCGAAAAACGUUAGUGGUUUAGAAUUUUGAAAAUAUUUUAGAAUCAAAAGCAUAUAUUCUAAUGUUCAUAAUAUGUGAAAGAAAGCGCGUAUAGAGGAUGUAUAUACGCUUUCUAAAUAUUUUAGAUAACAUAUUCAUAUUCUUGAAUAUUUAUUUUAUUUACAGUCAGUUUCUUGUGCGUAAAUAUUUCUUUUCUGUACAUAGAUAUACGUUAGCAUGAUGUUUCAUGUAUUAAAAAGAAAGUAAAUCUAUGCGUUCGAUGUAUAAAAUGUAACGAUAUCGAAAUAUUUUAGAUAACAUAUUCAUAAAUAUUACUUUUAUUUGACAAUUAAUAAAGUAUUAUAUAAAUUUUCGACUUGUUCCGAUUUUCACUUUAAUAAUUAUCAAAACUUCUUUCAAUUCAAAUAUAUCGUUUAGCAAACCACCAACCUGUAAAUGCAUGAGAUAAUGACCAAAGAUGUUAAUUAUCGAUUUUUCCCCGUCUUACUACAACAACAACAAGUAGUACGGAAAUCAACGAAUCCGUCCGGUAGCGAUGAUAUUGGAUUAUUGGUUUUAUUGAUUUUUAUGAUAGGUAGAUCUGUCCCGCUUUAUUGGUUUCAAGAUGUUACUAAAAGUUGGUAAUGCCGUGUUAUGUCCUAAAACACAAGUAUUCACGCUUUUCAAGUUCUUGAAAUGACUUAAUAAAGCUGGUGCAAAAUUUACCCAAUGUACAGUAUUUUCAAAGUAAUAUUCACAAACAAAUAUGCUGGUAUAUUCUGCUCAAAUGUACACUCUCAACUUUUAUUCUUUUGUGUAAAGGAUUUUUUUCUCAUUCUUUAGAAGGUUGUUACAUAUCAACAGUCUAAAUAAUUUACAAUGCAUUAUUCAGAACAAAGUUUCUUUUAUGAUAGGUCUGUUGCAAUAAUUAUUCUUGACAUUUUUGUAUGUUUAUACCACAAUAAAAUUCAUUGCAUUUUUUUGUUGUAAAUAUGGUAAUGUCAUCUUGUUAUUUAUAUAUUUCAAUAAUACUGAUUUGAACUUCCCAUGCUCUAAAAAUCAGCACUUUUUUAUAACCUAACUUAUGACAUGCUUUCAAUGUGGUAUAGCUUUCUUAUAUAUAUUGUUUUGGAAAACAAACUGCUUGUGUAUAUUUAUUAUGAAAAGUUCAUUCUUUGCAAAGAAAAACUUGAUUUUUUAAUAUUUUUUCCAAGGAUAAGUAAAGAGUGUCGGUAGAGGUGUAAGGUAAGGUAAUCUGUGCCAUAUGACCUAACCUUCAAUCACUUAGCUCUAAAUUAAGCAGUUGUUUACUGCAUUACCUAUGAAAUCAUUUAAUUUCAUGGGUAUGAAACUUCCUGGUUUGGACCAAAACAGCUCUUUCGUUUGGAUAUGACUAAAUUCACAGUAUUUUUGAAAAACAAAAUUUUUACGCAUUUCAGGAAUUGUUCAAGAAUGCAUGGUUUAACCUUCACAUAAGCCUUAGAUUUUUUUUCUGUAAAAGUAAUAUUCAAAGUCUCGUCAAAGUUUAUUAGAAAAAUAAAUAUAAAGCCUGCCCUGUGAGGCCACUUCAUGUUACUGAAACCUUGGGUGGAGUUUCAAAGCAAUUGGUGCUGUAGUUGCUAAGAAACAUGCAAAAUCUGUGUGACACAAAUGCAAAAAUAAUGGUGUGACACUUGUUUAUACAUAUAACAACAUUAUGAACAAUUUCUGAUCAGUUCCCAGUAGCAUAUUUUCAGAUUACAGGUAUCACUACGUCACACUCAAUGCGGUCAACCCUAUCAUUAGUAACAAACAUUCAUGGCAGAGAGAUUUUCGGACAGUAGAAUUCUGUAGCACAUAGAGUUAAUUACUGUAAGAAUUGCAUUUGCACAUUUUUAUCUCACAGUAAAUGAUGUACCUGGCCAGUGUUGCAAAAUUUGCUACAUUUAAAGCACUAAAAUGCUUUUGGUGCAUUUUGUUCAUAUCUUUUUUAAAUAAUCAUGGAUGAAAUAUACAUGUAAUAAUUGAUCAUGUAUACAUAAUUAUGAGACUUUUUGCCAUUAUUCUUAGUAAAAAAAAAAAAGAAAAUGCGCAUAAAAUGUCUUAACAAUUGGCGAAAAGGGCAGUUGGAAUAAGAACAUCUGCAUGACUUUGAUAAAUAAAUAAAUAAAUAAAUAAAUAAAUAAAUAAAUAAAUAAAUAAAUAUACGAUAGUAUAACUUAAAACAAUAAUGGGUUGUAAUUUUAUAGCCCAUUUAAAACUACUUAAUUAAUGUACCGAGUGAAGGUGCUGGACAAACUUUUUAACUAAUAUUUUCCACGAUGUUAUUAGAUGAUAUUUGUUAAUUAUAAUAAAUUGAUUGUAUAUUGUAACAAUCACUGCUUUUGUUUAAGAUGAAAAAUGACAAAAGAUAAAGAAGGAUAUUGUUAAAUUAAAUUUGAAUUUAGUAAUUUUUACACAUCAUAAUUAUUAUUUAUAUAAUCUUGAAUGAUGGUAAAAAAAAAAAACGCAGAAAAAAGCUAUCGUUUCAUUUUUGUCACAUAUUUAAAUUUGUAACAUUUGUUCUGACAAAUUCUACUUGUUUUUUCUUUACUUUAUUGUUUGACGCGGCAUUAUUAUCAUUUUAGUCCUAUUUAGGUUAUGUAUCACGAGUCUAGUGACUACUGUAAUACAUCAUCCCCACAAAAUUUGGAUUGAGAACGAAUUAUUUCAGAUUUAUUUUCUCUGGACAAAUUGUCACUGAGAUUGAACUCGCAACAUCUGGAUUGGUCCAACUGAGUUGACUCAAAACAAAACAGUAAACUUUCUCACAAAUUAAAAAAAGUUGUUCAUGAUCUCCCCACUCUGGUUAUCAAAAAAGGGAAAAUUGUUUUAUACUGACAGAUCACAUUAUGUAACUUUUAUAUAUGUAUUUUCUUUUUGAUUGAUCUAAGGGUUCAGUAACAGGUGUUUCAUUUUCCUAUGGAUAAAAUUUUUUGUUUACUUUCACCAAUCAUAAUACAGAACAAUGUGUGAUUUGAUUUUAUAAAAAGUUUUCCUGAAUCAUUAUUUCUUAUAACUAUAAUGUCAUAACUCUCAUUCAACAUGAAUAAGAUAAUCUAACUUGGUGUGAAUUAAAAAGUUUACUGCCUGUUAAUAUUAAUAAACAAUAACACCAAGUAAAGUAAAAGUUUUCUGUUAUUCAGUCUACAGAGUUCUAGGACAUGUCUGAAAUCCAUUUACAGCUCUUAAACAGAAAAAAUAAUGUGUAUAACAUUAUACAACCAUCACGUCAUUCUAAAAAUAGACACAGGGGCUGAUUAGAGAAUGUGCUAUAAGAUAAAAUUACAAAGUUUAAAUGCUAAGUCUGGGAACAUGAUCCCUUUCUCACACCAUAGAGAGUUGUUAAAUGAAGUCAUUUCCCACUAGUCAUUUUGUUAAAAUCAAUACCCCAGCUGUAUUAAAUUUCCAGGUGUUUUUUUUUUCUCUUUCUUUAUCACUACCUGACUUGUGACACAUGUUUUACUGCCUUUAUAUAUUUCAGUUUAUUGGUUUUUACCUUUACUCAUUCUCAUUGACUUUAUUCAGCAGUGUGUUAUGUUUUUCAGUUUUUUAGAAAAAGAAAUACACAUAAAAAAACAUCCAGAUUGAUUUCCAAAUACCUUGUCUGAACUUACCAUAAAAAAGAGAAAACAAGUUUAAGGAAACAUUUAAUAAAACCUGAGAUAAUGAGUUUGGAGAGAUCUCAAGAAAAAAUCAGAUUUAAGCAAACCUAGUGAAGUGAUUAACAAGUUCUGUUACAUGGAGUUUUCACAGAAUUUCUUCUCUUCCCCCACCCCCACCUCAAUAUUCCCCUGAAACAGCCCUUUUGGCCGAAACAAUAAAAUUUCAUGUCUAUGAACCACUGUAGCUGUUUUGGCCAAAAGCACAACAUUUUAUGCAGACAAAAUUGAUCCAUUUUUACAGGAUAAUCAUUAAAGAAAGUCACCACAGCAGUGUCCAUGUAUGUUUACUGAACAGACUGUUUCAUAGGAACAUAGAAAUAUAUUUGAAAUAUUUUAUCUCUUACCCUUGAAAUUUACUAGUCUCUCGACUUUCAUGUUGUACUCGUUCUUUAGUUUCAUGAAAAAUGUAAUUUUUUUGUUUUACAGGUUGUUGUGUGUUCUUGUUUGGCAAUGUUUUGUAUAUUCAGUUAUUUCUAGCUGUGAAUAUGUUUUUGUGCAAUCAUAUUUUUAUAUUCUAGAUGCCAGACUGAAUUGAUUCCUAGAUAUCUGUACCAUCAUGAUUUCUUGAUAAAACUUAGGACCGAAGGGCAGAAUUUUGAAUCUAGUUUACCACUUUUGGUUUAAAAUGAAGUACAGUCAAACCUGUGAACAAAGACCACUCUUCGGAACAAACAAAAGUGGUCUUUGUUCACAGGUGGUCUUUAUUUGGGGCAAAGUAAGCCAUUAUCAUGCUGAUAAAAAGUAUUUCUACAGUUUCUUACUUUCUUUAUGUUCUAUGUACCCGGUAUUAAUUUGGCUGGUGCAAACUUGCAAAUUUUCAAUCAAACAGUAAUUAUUAUGUUUGCUAUAAUACAACAGUCGAUAAAAUUCAGCGGAUUUCAAAUAUUUUCAUGCCAGAAUGGUCCAGCUUGGCCGUUAUUGGGGGGCAGAUAUGACCCUUGGGAAUGAAUUGGACCGGUCGCUGGUCACGGUCGCCAGGUGGUCGCUAUUCACCGCCUUUUUAUGAGCAUUUUUCUAUGGGGGGACCAGAGACCGGUCUUUAUCGACAGGUGGUCGCUAUUCACGGGCGGUCGCUAGCACAAGUUUGACUGUAGUCUCAAAAUCUGUUCAAUUUUGUAUUUUGUAAAAUAAUUUUAACUGCUAUUUGGUGUAAACUUAGUGAAAAAAAAUGUGUUUUGCAAGUACGAAGAGAUGUUUUUUUCUUUUAUUAUGUUAUUUCACCAUCUCAGAUGCACAAGGUUUUCUCUCAUUUCUCCAUGGGAGUACUGGGUAGUUAAUAAGUACCAAAAUAUUAUCUUCAGCUAAUCAGUGUAAUGAAUAAGGUUUAAGUUUUUUACCUGGAGGUUUUUGGUUUAAAUUCACAUCUCCACUGGUUUCCAAUGCUCCUUUAUUCCACACCCAAUGUAACUACAGAGUUCUUCAAAUAACCAUCACAGUAUAGAACUUGGUGCAUCAAAUUACAAGAUGAAAGGGCAGAAAAAGUUUGAUGUGCAAUAGCUGCAUCAGUGUUUCUGAAUGAUUUUCAAAGGCCUUUCCUCUCAGAUCUGGAUCAUAUAGUUUUUUCUUACCAUUAUAUUUGGCUUUCAAUUUAAAAAGUACCAGGGUAUACAAGUUAAAAUCAAGAUGGGCGGAUUCUAGGAAUUAGUUCAAAAUGGGUAUUGCUUUUUAUCAUUCAUCACUGUGUUAUUGAAUAUGCAUUUUGAGUACAUUUCUUAUCAGUAUAAUUUAUUGUAUCUAUGCAAUUAGUGAAAUAAAGUUAAAUACAUGAAA